This is a messenger RNA of Nasonia vitripennis (jewel wasp), 1591 nucleotides long. Its product is annotated as LIM domain and actin-binding protein 1-like. The record is from RefSeq and is a predicted model, not a curated record. NCBI's taxonomy places the organism in Eukaryota, Metazoa, Arthropoda, Insecta, Hymenoptera, Pteromalidae. Bases 475 to 1449 code for a protein of 324 amino acids. Gene Ontology annotation, cellular component: cytoplasm. Gene Ontology annotation, biological process: actin cytoskeleton organization. The transcript has 7 exons.
CGGUAAAUUGAAAAAUUGUUUAUAGCUAUUUUUUAAUAAUAGGUAUAUUAAUGACAAGCGGAUAUAACUAACUUACAUCAGGUCUUCAUCGAUUAGCAACAUAACCAAUAAUCUGUUGUUAAGAAUUAUUGAUGCCUCUACCAGUUUUCCGGUAACCACACAAAUUAGCAGAACAUGAUUUUUAGAUAAUAAAUUGUGCGAUGAUGUGUAAUAUAGCAUGAAAAACCGUACCUGCGUAAUAUAAAAUAUAAUGCCUGAAAUUGAGAAGAAAUAGUAUAAUGCGAUGCUGAAAAAUUCUGGAGCGAAAGGAAAAGCAUCAAAAUAUUACCUUCGCGCGGAAGACCGACGAAUUAUCCGCCCCUACCUCCGCAGUACCUUCAAUCGACCUGCGAAAAACGGAGGGACACGGUAGACCCGUGUUCCCAAUGUUCCUGUCAAUGCCAUCGAAAAUCAAGCAAAAACUCGAAGCAUUCGAUGCCAAAUAGAUCAUCAUGCCGUAGACCCAAAGGUCGCUCAGAUCAAGAAAUCGGCUGUCCUCAAGUCGGUUAUCACGACAGUCGAGGAGUCGACUCGCGUGAAAAUGUUUGCGAUCACGAAUGCGAACGUGAUGAAGAGAGGCAUUCUUGCUCUAGAAGCUGUAGAAGGGAGUGUAAAGUUGAGAAAAACGAUUUCAAUGCUGGUAUGGGAAGAGCUAAGCGUUGCGGCGAUGAUGAAAGACGUGGACUGCAGAAGGAUCGUUUUGAGGCUCGUCGUUUAAAUUCUGGAUCCCGGAGUGUGGAUCGAGAAGCUCCUAAAAUCGACUGUCCGCGUCUCCGCGAAAAAAGCACAGAAGCUUGCGCCUGCAACCGAUCGACGUCGCACGGACCCAAGACCGAUCGCCGAACUUUUUCCGCUAAAGCCGAGUGCGAUCGACGUGCAAGAAGCGUCGAUGCUGGCCGAGUAUCGAUUUCGGCAUGCCACGCGACUCCCUCGAGUUAUCGACGGAGCGCUUCCGACAACUGUGCUUCGCAGCGUUGCAAGCUCGAUGGCGCGGAUGAGCCGAGUCGGAGGUGUUGCAGGGCACUUUUAUAUUUUAGAUCGAAUGACGAUCCCAGAGGCGAGGAAUCGCCGCUACCUACGACUCCGGGAAUCAAGUGCACUUCCAGGCACAGCCAUAAAUGCAGAACCUCCAGAAAUACUCCACUCCCGGCGGUGCGCGAGAAUCUCGGAGGUGGCAUGAACUGCCGAAGAUGCGAGAGAAAAGUCUAUCACGCGGAAAUGCAGCUUGUUUCUGGCGAAGCGUAUCACAGAAUCUGCUUCAGCUGCUUUUGCUGCCGUAAGCCUUUGGAGCCGUUCACUUACGAAGAACACUGCCGUGAAAUUUUUUGUAAACAAUGUUACACCCGAAACUUCGGACCGCAAGGAUACGGAUACGGAACAGGCGCCGGAGUUUUGCAGACCCCCUUGUAGGGGCUUUAUCAAACUUUUUGCUUUCAUGUCGGCGACUACUUUUUUACAUUAAUCCGAAUGAUUAUGAAUGAUUGUAGAAAAGACGUAGAAAAACAGAAGCAUAAUUCGAUGGCCAUAUACAGUAUACGUUAUACAACAUGAA